AUGCGCUUCUCAAUUCUCGCCAACGCAGCCUUUGCCAGCUCGGCACUGGCAAUCCCCUCACUCGCCUCGGCCAUUGCUCCCCGUCAAGAGAGUGCCUGCCUAACCAGGGCCGAAGCAAAAGACAUCGUGGACAUCUACGUCCAGCUGAUCGCCAACUACACGGACGAGGUUUGCGCCAAGUACUGCGCCUCGGACUUUGUCGACCGGUCCGACAGCAUCAACACCUUCAUCUUCACACCCCUCGGGGAGCCAACCUUUGCGACCAAGGAGAUCUUCAUGGCGGCGCAGAACGCGAACCCGCCCUUCCCCGUCGUCGUCGACAGCAUCGAUGCCGUCGACUGCGAAGCCGUCGCACUCCGCUGGCACGCUACCUUCGGCGCUGCCAACCUCCCCAGCAAGGGCAUCACCAUCAUCGGCACUACCAAGCGUGAGGGAUAUGCGCAGAUCAAGAGCCUCGAUCUCGAGUUUAACAGCUUGAUCUGGCUCCUCAACAUGGGUGGCAACUACACCUGGGAGGGUUAG
Molecule: messenger RNA, 522 nt
Organism: Sordaria macrospora k-hell
Lineage: Eukaryota; Fungi; Ascomycota; Sordariomycetes; Sordariales; Sordariaceae
Source: RefSeq, a predicted model, not a curated record